Hyphopichia burtonii NRRL Y-1933 is the source of this 307-nucleotide messenger RNA. RefSeq lists its product as uncharacterized. NCBI's taxonomy places the organism in Eukaryota, Fungi, Ascomycota, Pichiomycetes, Serinales, Debaryomycetaceae. The record is from RefSeq and is a predicted model, not a curated record. Bases 67 to 249 code for a protein of 60 amino acids. The transcript has a single exon.
GAUUAAUGAAAAAAUUGGGAUUUUUCUAAAAAUAUUUAUUCUUUUUCUUUUCUUUUUAAAUGUUAUAUGAAACCAAGGGAAGAAACAACUUCAGAUUGGCAAAGCAAUGAUUUCAUGAGAAGAAAGGGUGGUCAAUGGGAAAAUAAAAUAAUCUGGAGGAAACUUUUUCGUAAGACUGAAACCAACAAUAUAAAAACGAACGAAGCAGGAAAACUCAACAAAAUUGCAAUCGAACAAACCUGGCUAUAAACAAAACCGCUAAACAAGCCGCUAUAUAUCUCAAGCGAUUUUGUAGUACAACUUAAAU